This is a messenger RNA of Fusarium proliferatum ET1, 2862 nucleotides long. RefSeq lists its product as uncharacterized. Bases 1 to 2862 code for a protein of 953 amino acids. Gene Ontology annotation, biological process: carbohydrate metabolic process. The transcript has a single exon. The record is from RefSeq and is a predicted model, not a curated record. Lineage: Eukaryota; Fungi; Ascomycota; Sordariomycetes; Hypocreales; Nectriaceae.
AUGGCACUCAAGUUAUCCAAGCCAGUCUUUGAGCAUCACUUCGAUGGCAUCGGAAUUGGUCAAUGCCAACCUCGAAUCACAUGGCAGUUCCUUGCGUCUGCACCUUCUGAUGUACCGCUCAACUGGUCACAAAAGGCAUAUGAUAUCGAAGUCACGUCUCAUCCUACACCAACUCGGCCGACUUUACAGACCACCACUUACCAUGUCGACAGUAAACAGUCUGUUUUGGUAGCAUGGCCCGCACCACCACUUCACUCUCGAGACAUAGCUACUGUGAGGGUUCGUGCAUACGGUGCAUCUGACUCGGAGCCAACAGAGUGGUCGCCAGCUGCCACUGUCGAAACUGGCUUGCUCUCUCCUAAUGACUGGACUGCGUCGUUUAUAACGCCCGCUUCUCAUCAUGGUCCAGAGGCGCCGCUUCAGCCUAUUCGCUUUCGAAAAGAGUUCUCCAUCCCCGAUCACCUCACCCAACAAGAGCCGCCUACCUGCCGGUUAUACAUAACAGCCCUGGGAGUCUACAACAUCUACAUCAAUGGUCGUCUCGCGAGCGACGAGUGUAUGGCUCCAGGCUGGACAAGUUAUCAGCAUCGCCUAGCAUAUCGAACCCUUGAUGUUGGACAAUAUCUUAACUUUGGGUCAGGCGCUCAGAACAUGAUCGCUGCGGAGGUCGGUGAGGGCUGGUUUGCUGGCACUCUAGGCUUCAGAGGGGGCACUCGCUUUAACUAUGGUGGUAAAGAGCUCUCGCUACUUGCCCAGCUUGAGAUCAGGCAUGAUCCCAAUGAACAACCAUGGAGACUUGUGACAGACGACAGUUGGGAGUGCACGCCGAGUCCUAUCACCAGCAGCGAGCUGUAUAACGGCGAAACCUACGAUCACCGUCUUGAGUGCGACAGCUGGAACAGAAUUUCCCCAGGAGGGUCUAAAGUCGGUUGUGAUUUUAUCCCAUAUGCUACAAAGGUAUUGGGCCGGAAGCCUACGAAGCGCUUGGUUGAAAGUGAGGUUCCUCCUGUUCGAGUCAAGCAAACAAUUAGACCAUCGCAGGUGUUCAAGUGUGUUACCGGAAAGACAAUCAUUGACUUCGGUCAGAACCUAGUAGGAAAACUCCGCAUCAAGUCCCUGGAGCUUCCUGCUGGCGCGACUCUGACAUUGAAGCAUGCCGAGGUCAUGGAGCAUGGUCAGCUUGGGUCUCGGCCUCUCAACCACGCCAAGUGCACAGAUACUAUCAUAUCGUCAGGCAAACCCCUAAGAGACUGGACUCCAAAGUUUACGUUCCACGGAUUCCGAUACGUCCAGGUCGAGGUAUUCGCCGUCAACUCACAGCCUCUUGACGCGGUACCUCUACUCCAUCUUGGUAUUGACGAUGAUAAUGUCGAAGCUCUCGUCAUGCAUAGCGAUAUGAAGAGGCGCGGCCAUUUCCGAUGCUCUAAUGGUUCAAUCAAUAAGCUUCAUGAGAACGUUGUCUGGUCAAUGAAUGGCAACUUCCUUUCCAUACCAACAGACUGCCCCCAGCGUGACGAAAGGCUUGGUUGGACCGGUGAUAUUCAGAUCUUCGCGCCAACAGCGUCCUUUCUAUAUGACACCACUGGCUUUCUCUCAGGGUGGCUUGAUGAACUCGCUGCUGAGCAGUUACUUGAGAAUGACCGAGAUGGAGUGCCGGGCUUAGUAUGUCCAGAUGUUCGUCUUCCUGGCUGGCCGAAACGAAUGCCCCAGGCGCUUUGGCACGACGCUACUGUUCUUGUGCCAUAUUCUCUGUAUAUAGCCAGUAGUGAUACGAAAUUGCUUGAGAAGCAGUUUGAAAGCAUGCGUGCUUGGCUGGAGCGGGGUGUUGAUAGAGAGGGAGGUGAUGGAUUAUGGAACCCAGAUCGAUGGCAGUUUGGUGACUGGCUCGACCCUACAGCGCCACCAGAUCAGCCAGGAUAUUCGAGAACUGACUCAGUAAUGGUGGCUGAUGCAUACCUAGUUCACGUUACAUCAGUGUUCGCCAAAGUCUGUCGACUGUUGAACAAGCUCGAUUUAGCUAACAAGUACGAUGCUGAGGUUCUUCAUCUGCGGUCGUUAUUUCAGGAUCGCUAUAUCACGCCUGCAGGCAACUUGAUGGCGAAUACUCAGACAGGUAUCGCCCUCGCGGUAUGCUUCUCACUGUACCGUGACUGUGGCAAGGAAUCUCGAGAAGUCACCGCUGCAGCCAAAGCUUUGUCCAGAUUAGUGCGAGCUGCUCAGUUCAAGAUUGGAACAGGGUUCGCAGGUACUCCGCUCAUCACCCACGCACUUACACAGACUGCGCAGCCCCAACUGGCAUACAGAAUGCUCUGUGAGAAGUCUUGCCCGAGCUGGAUGUUCCCUGUCACGAUGGGCGCAACAACAGUCUGGGAACGUUGGAAUAGCAUGUUACCCGAUGGAAGCAUCAACCCAGGGCGCAUGACCAGCUUCAAUCACUAUGCUUUGGGUGCCGUGGCGGACUGGCUACAUGGCACUGUUGGUGGUAUCUCACCUAUAGCUUCUUCGCCGGGCUGGAAGGUUUUCCGUGUGAAGCCGAUCCCAGGAGGAAAUCUGACUUGGGCUGAGACUAGCUUUGAUGGACCCUACGGUAGAAUCGAGUGCAAGUGGACGUGGGUGACAGACACUGGCUUGUUUAGGAUGUCCCUGCUCGUGCCGCCUAACUCAUCAGCUAUUGUCACCUUACCUUCCGAGCUGAGUGAUGACCCAUCCCAGUCUUACAAUGAUGAUCAGAUUGAGGGCAGCUCGGUUGGCUCGGGAUUGCACACUUUUGAGUGUCAUUAUACGGCUGGGGAAUGGCCACCGAAGCCUAUCUUGAUGCCCAACAUGCUCUGGCAGCCAGAGGAUGAGGACUUGGCCUGCUGA